This is a messenger RNA of Manis pentadactyla (Chinese pangolin), 3312 nucleotides long. RefSeq names its product melanoma-associated antigen D4. The transcript is spliced from 13 exons. Gene Ontology annotation, cellular component: nucleus. Gene Ontology annotation, biological process: negative regulation of transcription by RNA polymerase II. The record is from RefSeq and is a predicted model, not a curated record. The coding region runs from base 898 to 3120 and encodes 740 amino acids. NCBI's taxonomy places the organism in Eukaryota, Metazoa, Chordata, Mammalia, Pholidota, Manidae.
AGAGAAAAGGGGCGUGGUGGUCGGAGCUGCUGUGCUGGCAGCAGUAGGCGAGGGCGCGGCUGCGGGGUUCCUGAGGACGGACGCCAUUGGAGCCCCAGGGAAGGUAGGUAUCCAGCCCCAGAUGGGACCGUGAGAGGGCGAGUGGGACCCGCACGCUGCGGCCUCCCCACCCCACCCCCACACCCGGACCUGAACAAAGCCCAAGCACUCAGACGCCGAGCCCCAUUAGACCCACGGUCCAGGUCACCCCAACCACUCCUAGAUCACUCCAACCGAGCUGACCGCUUUGCCCCAUUCCUGGCGUCGCAAUCCUGGGAUUUGAGACUUCCAGCGCUCCAGUUCGAGCGUCACUCAGUGCCAGCCCGCCUCCCCGCUUAGCGCUCUUGUAUGAGCCCAGCCUAGAUCCGGAUCAGCCGAAUCCCCACCCGGACCCAGCCAAGGGGUCCCUGGGACACAGUUUCCCAGAGCUUCCCGCGGUCCCCGUUGUUUGAGCCCUCUCAUCUCAUUUGCUGCCCCUUCAUCCUGCUCGCGUGCUCCAGCCCUUAAGAUUGAAGCCCUUUGUUUCUCCCUCUCUCCAUACAUCCUCUUUGGGACUCUUCAGACUCAACACCACCAGUCCACUCCAUAUUCAAAUCUAGCCGCUGGGGUGGGGAGCCUGUCCACCUUAACCCCCCCUUUCAGUGUGGGGCCCUCAGCUCCUCCAUCCCUCCCCUAGGGCUCUGCCUCUCACAGAGUCUACCUGCGCCACCCCACCCCCUGCACCCUACUCCACACUGCCUGGUAACCUGGUGAUUGCUACCCCCACCUCCUGAGAGAUGCCGCCCCUUGUUCCGGAGGAGGCCUCAGCCUCGCCCUCAGGCUGGGCUCUCUUCUCCUUGGGACCCCCAUUCCCCCAGCAUGGCUGAGGGAAGCUACCGCAUGGAACCCGAAAGCUACAACGUUGAAGACAUGGAGGAGGGUAGCGAUGAAGUCGGGGAAGAAGAGAUGGAAGGAAACGACUAUGAGGAAUUUGGUGCCUUUGGAGGCUACGGCACCCUCACCAGCUUCGACGUCCGUAUCCUCAGAGCCUUUGGGAGCCUGGGUCCAGGCCUUCGCAUCCUAUCGAAUGAGCCCUGGGAACUGGAAAACCCUAUGCUGGCCAGGACUCUGAUGGAGGCAUUUCAGCUGGAUCCAGAAGCACUUGGCAAUGAGGCGGCCACCCGGGCUGCCAACGUAGCCCGUGCCACUGCCUCCAACCGUACCGCUCGAGCUGCUGCCGCCGCUGCCCGUGCCACCUACAGUCAGGUGGUCGCCAACCACCCUGUGGCCGAAGAACAGGCUCCAGGAGAAAGUGCCCAGCCCAUGACAUCCACGGCGGAGACUCAGGCAGCCACCCCUGAGGCAACCCUUGCUUCUCCACGCAUCUCCCAGAUGCUAGUCAAGAGAGAGAUGGCCGCCCCCGGGCCCACAGCCACCUCCACCCCGCCCCAGACAGCCUUGCAGGCCCAGGAGGCUGCUAGUGAGGGCCCGAGUACUGCCUGUGUUUUCUCUCCGGCUCCACGUGCCAGUGAGAGGGAUGCCCUGCGGCCCAAGACAGCCUUCCUGGGUCAGAACGAUAUCUUUUAUUUCACCCAGCCAGCGGGUGUCAGUGGCAUGGCCUUCCCACGCCCCAAGAGACCCGCCACAGCCCAAGAGGCUGCCACAGAGGGCCCCAGUGCUGCCUCCUCGGGGGGGACCCAGGCAGCAUCUGCCACGGAGGGGGCUGCCACCCGGCCCAAGACGAUCAAGUCUGGGAAGGCUCUCGCCAAGACUCGGUGGGUAGAGCCCCAGAACGUUGUGACAGCCGCUGCUGCCAAGGCCAAGGUGGCUACGAGCAUCCCUGAGCCUGAAGGUGCAGCUGCCCCUGCUCAGCGCAGCACUGAGCCCUGGGCCAGGAUGGGAGGCAAGAGGACCAAGAAGUCCAAGCACCUGGAUGACGAAUAUGAGAGCAGCGAGGAGGAGAGAGAGCCUCCUGUGGUCCCACCGCCCUGGAGAGCAUCACAGCCCCCACUGGCAGUGCGGGCUCAGAUGGCCCCUCGGCCCCCGAUGGCCCUGAAGUCCCAGGUGCCCUCAAGGCAUGUACUGUGCUUGCCGCCGCGCAACGUGGCCCUUCUACAAGAGAGGGCAAAUAAGUUGGUGAAAUAUCUGAUGAUUAAGGACUACAAGAAGAUCCCCAUCAAGCGCUCAGACAUGCUGAAGGACGUGAUCCGGGAAUAUGAUGAACAUUUCCCUGAGAUCAUCGAGCGAGCAACAUACACUCUGGAAAAGAAGUUUGGGAUCCACCUGAAGGAAAUUGACAAGGAACAGCACCUGUACAUUCUUGUCUGCACGCGGGAUUCUUCAGCUCGCCUCCUGGGAAAGACCAAGGACACUCCCAGGCUGAGUCUCCUCUUGGUGAUUCUGGGAGUCAUCUUUAUGAAUGGCAACCGUGCUAGCGAGGCUGUCCUCUGGGAGGCCCUACGCAAGAUGGGACUGCGCCCUGGGGUGAGGCACCCAUUCCUUGGCGAUCUGAGGAAGCUCAUUACAGAAGACUUUGUGAAGCAGAAGUACCUGGAAUACAAGAAGGUCCCCAAUAGCAGCCCACCUGAGUAUGAAUUCGUCUGGGGCCUGCGAGCCCGCCACGAGACCAGCAAGAUGAGGGUGCUGAGAUUCAUCGCCCAGUAUCAGAACCGGGACCCCCGGGAUUGGAAGACUCAUUUCUUGGAGGCUGUGGAUGAUGCUUUCAAGAUGAUGGAUGUGGAUAUGGCUGAGGAACAAGUCAGGGCCCAGAUGAGGGCGCAGAUGAACAUCGGGGACGAAGCUCUGAUUGGACGGUGGAGCUGGGACGACAUCCAGGUGGAACUGCUGACCUGGGACGAGGAUGGAGAUUUUGGCGACGCCUGGGCCAGGAUCCCCUUUGCUUUCUGGGCCAGAUACCAUCAGUACAUUCUGAACAGCAACCGUGCCAAUAGGAGAACCACCUGGAGAGCUGGCCUCAGCAGCGGCACCAAUGGUGGGGCCAGCACCAGCACCCUAGAUGGCCCCAGCACCAGCUCCACCAUCCGCACCAGAAACGCCGCCAGGACGAGCGCCAACUUCUUCUCUUGGAUCCAACAGCGCUGAUGAACUGCAGCAGUCACAGCCAGAGUGCCUCCUCAGAGUCCUUCUUGACGUAGCACUCGAGGCAGCUCCUACCUGCCCAUCGGAGAUGGCAUGCAAGACGAAGCUCUCUCUCUGCCCUCCCUGCUUUCAUUGUGUUCUUCUGUCGUGCUCACGUUUUGGGUUAUCAGUGUUAACAUUAAAGUUGCAAAAUUA